Messenger RNA from Lactuca virosa, 312 nucleotides. Lineage: Eukaryota; Viridiplantae; Streptophyta; Magnoliopsida; Asterales; Asteraceae. The record is from the annotation of a GenBank genome assembly.
AUGUGGAACUUUACCAAGAAUAAUACGGUUUGUUCAAUUGAAAUGAUCCUGAUGGACGAGGAGAUUGUCUCAUUUCGACCGCUUGAAACAUCCAAUCCUGUAGCAUCCAUUUAUUAUAUCAAACUCACACUUAGCAACCUAGAGUCUGUACAUCUUAAGGUUACUAUCUUUGGAACUCAAGCAUACCGUAUGUCACAAUACCUAAAAGAUAACCCCACGGUUAAUUGUGUUGUUAUAGUGAUGCAGUUUGUAAAGCUUAACAUUUGGGAUGGAGUUGGUCAAGCUAAAUCUCUUUCUCUCCUCCCUCUUUAA